Meleagris gallopavo (turkey) is the source of this 1801-nucleotide messenger RNA. The record is from RefSeq and is a predicted model, not a curated record. NCBI's taxonomy places the organism in Eukaryota, Metazoa, Chordata, Aves, Galliformes, Phasianidae.
GGAUGCUGGAAUGUGGUUUUGCCACUGUUAGGUGUCAGGGUGGCUCAACCCUCCCUCUUUUGCAGGUCACUGGGGCCGAUGUGUGGGUGACUGCGGUUCUGGGGGCAUGCGAAGCCGGGCUGUCUGGUGCACCCACACCGAAGGCUGGACGUCCCACCACGCCAACUGCGACCAGCAGGAGAAGCCUGAAAGCCAGCAGCGGUGCUUCAAAGUCUGCGACUGGCACUUGGAGCUGUUCGAGUGGGAGGUUUCGGGAUGGGGACCCUGCGUGCCCGGCGGUGAGGCUGGACCCUGCGUGAUGGCACAGCACGGCCUGCAACGCCGCAGCGCCCGCUGCCUUCAGAAGCUGGACAGGAGUGUCGUGGCCGCUGAGAUCUGUGAGCACCUGGCACCGCAGCCACCCCUGGAGCAGGCCUGCCUGGUGCCGUGCCCACGGGACUGCGUUGUCACAGACUUCUCCCCCCUGGUCCCAGUGUGGCGGGGUUGCAGCAAUAGCUUGCGGCACCGGACCCGUGCUGUCAUCGCUCCUCCUCUCUAUGGAGGUGCCCCGUGCCCCAACCUGACAGAAUCGCAGACCUGUGCUGCUGCCACCUGUCCCCUGGGUGAGGAGGAGCACACCUACAGCCUCAAGGUGGGACCUUGGAGUGACUGCAGGCUGCCACGCCGCGAGGACGCCUCGUUGGAUUUGGGGGAGGACUCUGGAGAGCUGAGUGCGUCGUGGUUGGAAAACCACAAGGCCCAGCACCGUCCCCACGUGGGGCAGGUGGGGUACCAGACCAGGGCGGUCAGCUGUGUGCGGAGCGACGGCAGGCACGCCGUGCUGAGCCUUUGUGUGCAAGACGUUGUCCCUUUGACCUCCAAGACCUGUGUCAUCGCUAGAGACUGUGAAACAUCUGAGUGGUCGGCGUGGAGCUCCUGCUCACAGACCUGCAGCUGGGGAGAUCUCACCCCGGGCUUUCGGAGCCGGCAUCGUAGUGUGCGGAGUGUGGCCAUGGGAAAUGGGAAGCUCUGUCCAGAGCUGGAGGAGAAGGAAGCCUGCAGCACGGGAGGGAGAGAGCUGCUGAAGCCUUGCCCCAGGUUUUCCUGGAGGACUUCUGAAUGGAAAGUUUGCCAAGUGUCUCUCUUUGACCAGCAGAGCCCUCGACAUCAUAAACAUGUAGAGCCUUGUGGAGGUGGCAUACAAACCCGUGAAGUUUAUUGUGUCCAGAUCACUGUAGAAGCCGAAAUGCACCGAAUGAAGGAAGUUAGCAGACCAGUUGAUGGGAAGUUCUGCCUGGGUCCUGCUCCCUCUGCCUCCCAGCUGUGUGACCUGCCCUGUCCCUUGGAGUGCACAGUGUCUGCCUGGCUGGCGUGGGGCCCCUGCCUUCCCGAAGACUGCCGGGACCGCCAGGGAAGAAGAGGCUUUAGAAUGAGGCAAAGGCAUGUUCUUGUGGAUCCUGUCGGCACCCUGGCAGGUUGUCCACAUUUAGUUGAAUCUAUUCCUUGUGAAGACCCAACGUGCUACGAGUGGAUCGUUUCAGAAGGAAUAUGUGUUGCUGACCAUGGAAAAUGUGGACCUGGAAAACACAUCCUGAAAACUGUAUGCAAGAACAAGAAAGGUGAAGAAGUACCAUAUCACCUUUGCUCAGAGCUUCCACGUCCUGAUGUCAUGGUUUGUGAAAUCCCUUGUGCAACAGACUGUGUGCUCAGUGAGUGGUCCCAGUGGUCCCCGUGCUCCCAUUCAUGCUCCAGUAAAAUUGCAGAGGGCAGCCAAAGCAGGAGUAGGUCCAUCUUGGCCCUUCCAGCAGAAGGUAAGUGGUAA